AUGGCAACUAGACAUUUCACGAGGAUGAUUCUGUUAAUUAUCUCAAUGGUUAUCUUUGACCUGGCAUGGAGCUGGAACCAGUUGCAAGGUCCCAUCAUGCUGGCAAUUCUGCUGCCCAAAGACAACAGACGGCCAUUCUCUAUACAUCGAGUCAGACCAGCCAUUGACAUAGCUGCUGAGAAGGUAAGGACACUAGUGACCACCAGUAUAGAGUGUGCAACCAUGUAUAUCAACUAUGCUGACUCCAUGUGCUCUAGCGCUGACGCAAUGAACGAGGCAAUCAAUUUCUACAUCAAAAACAAGUCGCACAUUUUCUUUGGGCCUUGCUGUGAUUACGCGGCGGCUCCAGUCGGUAGACAGACAAAAUACUGGAACAUUCCAAUGAUCACAACAGCCCUUGCACGUGACUUUGCUGAGGCUAAAGCGGACAAAUACCCAAUGAUGACCCGUGUUGGAAGCAGUAUCAACAAGAUGGCAGACUUUUUCGCCAAAAUUCUUAAAGAAUUCCGCUGGAUCCGUGUCAAGAUUCUGUAUCAGCCUAAAGGUCUGGAUUACCUUGCUGACCACAUGUGUCACGUGACAGCAGAAAGCUUACAUUACAUGUAG
This is a messenger RNA of Candidula unifasciata, 606 nucleotides long. NCBI's taxonomy places the organism in Eukaryota, Metazoa, Mollusca, Gastropoda, Stylommatophora, Geomitridae. The record is from the annotation of a GenBank genome assembly.